UUUUUUGAAGAAUGUGGCGAACGAGAGCGGCAGCGAUAUUCAGAAGCGAUGGAGAUGGUGCGGGAUCGAUUAGCACGUGCCUGUCGCGCGCGCACAUGCAGACGUUACGACGUACAUUUGUUUACCGCGCGUGUGCUCCGAUCUGCCGGAGCGAUUCCGAGCUGACGAAGAGUUUUUGACUGGGAACAUUAAGCGCGCUACACGACAGAUAGUCGAUGCCUCGUCGAUUAUUCGUUCCGAUCGCAAUUGAUUAUCGCGUUCAAACGAGAAUUAUUAAUAACUGAUUAAGAAUUGAACAACGAUUUUCUUUUGCCUGUAAAUUUUGCUUGUGCAAAUAUUUAAGAAGAUAUCAUGGGGCUCGGCUAUCGCGAAAAUAGUCGGCGCGAAUGCAAAACAGCAGAGCACCUUCGCCGAUCGCGUUACUAUGUACGUCUACGAGGAGAUUAUCAACGGGAGAAAGCUGACGGAGAUUAUCAACGAGACUCAUGAAAACGUCAAGUAUCUCCCAGGACAUAAAAUUCCCGAGAAUGUGGUCGCGGUUCCUGAUGUGGUGGAGGCUGCGAAAGGCGCGGACAUACUUAUCUUCGUGGUUCCGCAUCAAUUCAUUCGAAGGAUAUGCAGCACGUUACAAGGAAAAAUCAAACCUACUGCGAUUGGAUUGUCUCUGAUCAAGGGCUUCGACAAGAAAGAAGGUGGCGGUAUCGAGCUUAUCUCUCAUAUCAUAUCAGAACAGCUAAAAAUUCCAGUUUCGGUGUUGAUGGGCGCCAAUCUGGCUGCCGAGGUGGCUGACGAAAUGUUCUGUGAGACCACCAUUGGAUGCAAGGACAAGAUAAAAGCACCUGUACUUCGUGAUUUAAUUCAGACAUCGUACUUCAGAGUAGUAGUCGUCGAGGACGUGGACUCUGUGGAAUGUUGCGGAGCACUGAAGAAUAUAGUUGCCUGCGGCGCUGGCUUUGUCGACGGGCUAGGUCUCGGUGAUAAUACGAAAGCUGCCGUGAUCAGGCUGGGCCUCAUGGAGAUAAUCAAGUUCGUCGACGUGUUCUUCCCAGGCGGGAAAUUGGCGACUUUCUUCGAGAGCUGCGGAGUGGCCGAUUUAAUUACGACAUGCUACGGUGGACGCAAUAGAAAAGUCUCAGAGGCUUUCGUUAAGACCGGCAAGUCGAUCGAGACGCUAGAAAAGGAGAUGCUGAACGGGCAGAAGCUGCAGGGCCCGUUCACUGCCGAAGAGGUCAACUACAUGCUAAAAUUGAAGAACAUGGAGAACAGGUUCCCGCUGUUCACGGCAAUUCAUCGGAUCUGCAUCGGUGAACUAAAAGCGACGGAUUUAAUCGACUGCAUACGCAGCCAUCCGGAACACAUGGACGAAGACACCUCGCCGAUGCCGCUCAAAUCGCCCAAGUGCCGCCUUUGAAGAUGCUCAGCGUCGAUCAUCGAGGGGAGACCGAAAACCAGCGCCGUAGAUUGCCCGAAACUAGUGAACUAACGGUUCAGCGAUUUGUCGAGUGCAGUCGAAGCAUUUUAAUCUUUCCUACGAUAUUACAACAUUACGAAUUGCGAAUAGUUGGCAGAAUUUUGAAUAUUGAUACAUAAUACUGAUUGUAUUUCUUUGUGCAGCAUCUGAAAAAAAGUGUCAUUCAGCUUGAAAGAUUGACCGUUCCGUCGUGAAGGAACGCUCCAUUAAAUAAUAAGACAAACGAAA
Linepithema humile (Argentine ant) is the source of this 1699-nucleotide messenger RNA. It is a transcript of the gene Gpdh1, whose product is annotated as Glycerol-3-phosphate dehydrogenase 1. Gene Ontology annotation, cellular component: cytosol; glycerol-3-phosphate dehydrogenase (FAD) complex. Gene Ontology annotation, molecular function: protein homodimerization activity; glycerol-3-phosphate dehydrogenase [NAD(P)+] activity; NAD binding. NCBI's taxonomy places the organism in Eukaryota, Metazoa, Arthropoda, Insecta, Hymenoptera, Formicidae. The record is from RefSeq and is a predicted model, not a curated record. Gene Ontology annotation, biological process: carbohydrate metabolic process; glycerol-3-phosphate catabolic process.